UGAUUAUGAGCAGUAAUGAAUUGUGCUCGAAACGUCAUCAGAUAAUAUUACUGUGUAAUACUGUGUGACUUAUCAAAAUAAAAUCUGUUCCUCAGAGUUGGGUUAGUACAAUGGUGAAUCCUUACUGCAAAGAAACAUCCGAUGAAAUAAUAAAGCGAAUUCUUAAGAAUUAUGACAUAACAGUGUAUUUUCGUGCAGCUAACACCUUACGCUCAUCACUGGUGAAGGUUAAGGAUAAAAUAGAAGAAGAAAACCAACAGAAUUGUGUGCACCAGAUCAAUUGUGGGGAUUGUGUAGGAGAAACUUCCAUACAGGUAAAUAUAGGAGUGAAAGAGCAUAAACAGUGUCUAAAGGUGGUUCCAAAAACCUCUGCAGACUUGAAGCUAGAAAACAGAUCGGCAACUGUAAUGCACUCGAAAGAAACCGGCCACAAGAUCGAAUUUGAUAGAACUAAGGUUCUACAGAAAGAUUUCGGAUAGCAUGAAGAAAGACUGAUUGCAGAAGACCUACACAUAUAUGGGUGAAUCUCAAAAGUUUGAACAGACGUGAAGCCGUGAUCUUGUUACCUGAUGUAUGGGAAAUCCUGAUUAAUAAAAAGUAAAAAAUGGAUAUGUA
This is a messenger RNA of Trichobilharzia szidati, 615 nucleotides long. NCBI's taxonomy places the organism in Eukaryota, Metazoa, Platyhelminthes, Trematoda, Strigeidida, Schistosomatidae. The record is from the annotation of a GenBank genome assembly.